AUGACAUCUAUUUCACCCGUUCAACUACCAAAUGAGUCACAGUGGCGAUCUGAACGAUCUGAUAGAUCCGAAUCACGAGCAUCUAGCCGAUAUGUGCCACUUGAUCAUAGUGGUACUAUACAUAAUACAUUGAACACAAUGGUUGAUAGUGUGAAUGCAACAACAGAAUUGAUCCAACGGAAGCAAAAUGAAUAUGUAUGA
Messenger RNA from Brugia malayi, 201 nucleotides. RefSeq lists its product as uncharacterized. Lineage: Eukaryota; Metazoa; Nematoda; Chromadorea; Rhabditida; Onchocercidae. The record is from RefSeq and is a predicted model, not a curated record. The coding region runs from base 1 to 201 and encodes 66 amino acids. The transcript has 2 exons.